This is a messenger RNA of Chelmon rostratus (copperband butterflyfish), 537 nucleotides long. It is a transcript of the gene fam163b, whose product is annotated as protein FAM163B. The record is from RefSeq and is a predicted model, not a curated record. NCBI's taxonomy places the organism in Eukaryota, Metazoa, Chordata, Actinopteri, Chaetodontiformes, Chaetodontidae. The transcript is spliced from 2 exons. Bases 1 to 537 code for a protein of 178 amino acids.
AUGUCAGCCGGGACAGUGGUCAUCGCAGGAGGAAUUCUGGCUACAGUCAUCUUACUGACCAUUGUCGCUGUACUGUGUUUAUGUAGGUUGCAGUAUUACUGCUGUAAGAGGGAGGAGUCUGAGAAGGGGGAAGAGGAGGAACCAGAGCUCGCCACCAUGUCGCCGACCCGCCCUCUGGCUCUGUCCGCUCCCCCUACGCCUCCGAGCCCAGAUCACUAUGGUGACGAACCGGAGACCUACCCACCCACCUUCCUCACUGAAGCCAAUGGGCCUGCCAGCUACUCCCCCGACCCGCCGCCACGCAGGUGCCAGCGCUCACAUGCCUUCUGCCCGUCCUGCGCCCGCUGCUCGCUGCCCUUCUACUUGCAGCACCCGGAGAGGCUGUGCAAUGGCGGCCGCAGGAUCAGCUACAGGACUGUGCAGCAGCAGGACCUGGAACUGCCCAUGGACCUGGCUAGCUUCUACCAGAAGCUCAACCUCAUCCGCUCCGUCACCAUGAGGGAGGUGGUCACCCACAGCGUCAGCACCGACGUCUAG